AUGUGCUCCCGCCAAGAAAAGGACCAGUGCCACAAGCAGGAGCGCUACACCCGCCAGACCAGCGGCGGCUGCCACGGGAGCGGCGGUGGCUGUCACAGCUCCGGCGGCGGUGGCUGUCACAGCUCCGGCGGCGGUGGCUGCCACAGCUCCGGCGGUGGUGGUGGCUGUCACAGCUCCGGUGGCGGCGGUGGCUGCCACAGCUCCGGUGGUGGUGGCUGCCACAGCUCCGGUGGUGGCGGCUGCCACGGGAAGCCACAGGUGCAGUGCCAACAGCAGCAGCAGCAGCAGCAGGUCCACCAGCUGCCCUCACAGAAGAUGAAGUGA
Molecule: messenger RNA, 324 nt
Organism: Phalacrocorax carbo (great cormorant)
Lineage: Eukaryota; Metazoa; Chordata; Aves; Suliformes; Phalacrocoracidae
Source: RefSeq, a predicted model, not a curated record